AUGGCCCGAACCAAGCAGACCGCCCGAAAGUCCACCGGUGGCAAGGCCCCCAGGAAGCAGCUCGCUACCAAGGCCGCCAGGAAGCAGACCACCGCCGCCGCCGCUGGUGGUGUCAAGAAGCCCCACAGGUACAGGCCCGGUACCGUCGCUCUCCGAGAGAUCCGACGAUACCAGAAGUCUACCGAGCUCCUCAUCAGGAAGCUUCCCUUCCAGCGACUUGUUAGGGAAAUCGCCCAGGACUUCAAGACCGACCUCCGAUUCCAGUCCAACGCUGUCAUGGCUCUCCAGGAGGCUUCCGAGGCCUACCUCGUCUCUCUCUUCGAGGACACCAACUUGGCUGCCAUCCACGCCAAGCGUGUCACCAUCCAGCCCAAGGACCUCCAGCUUGCUCGACGACUCCGAGGCGAGCGAUCUUAA
Cryptococcus wingfieldii CBS 7118 is the source of this 417-nucleotide messenger RNA. RefSeq names its product histone H3. Lineage: Eukaryota; Fungi; Basidiomycota; Tremellomycetes; Tremellales; Cryptococcaceae. Gene Ontology annotation, cellular component: nucleosome. Gene Ontology annotation, molecular function: structural constituent of chromatin; DNA binding; protein heterodimerization activity. The record is from RefSeq and is a predicted model, not a curated record. Bases 1 to 417 code for a protein of 138 amino acids. The transcript has 3 exons.